Messenger RNA from Brachypodium distachyon (stiff brome), 870 nucleotides. RefSeq names its product 50S ribosomal protein L34, chloroplastic. Bases 44 to 523 code for a protein of 159 amino acids. Gene Ontology annotation, molecular function: structural constituent of ribosome. The transcript has 3 exons. The record is from RefSeq and is a predicted model, not a curated record. Gene Ontology annotation, biological process: translation. Gene Ontology annotation, cellular component: mitochondrial large ribosomal subunit; ribosome. Lineage: Eukaryota; Viridiplantae; Streptophyta; Magnoliopsida; Poales; Poaceae.
CAUCGAGCGUGGGAGGCUAGCCCGCACUCCGAAUCCCCCAGUCAUGGCGCUUGCCCUGGCCACCCCAAUGGCGCUCCACUCCGGGAGGAUUUCGUCGGUGGCUAACGUCGGCAGCCUCCGCUCUCGCAAGGCGGCCCCGUUGGGCGCCUCCGCCUCCCAGUUUCUCCAGAGCUCCUUCGUCUCCUGCUCCUCCGCUUCCGCCUCCCGCACCUCGCUCUCGGCUGCGGUCUCUGCGUCACUAGCCUUCACUUCCGCCUCCUCGUUCGCCGGUUCAUCUUUGGGAAUUGAGUUCAGCUACAAUAGAUUAACAACCGGAAGAUCUCGUGGCCUGCAGAUCAGGGCUGGGAAGGCUGCCCUUUGCUUGACCAAGAGGUCAAGAUCUAGGAAGUCACUUGCCCGUGUACAUGGUUUCCGCAGGCGGAUGCGUACCACCGCUGGAAGGAAGGUCCUGAAGCGUAGACGUGCCAAAGGAAGGAAGAGACUCUGCACAAAGACCAACUCACCCACUGGGACGAAAUUUUGAUUGCACUUCAAUCUGAGGCGCUCUAUAUUCGAGUUGCAGGGAUGCAGAGCAGCCGGCACGUGCACGCAGGAGCACAGCAACGUGCAGUGUGGGCCGGUCAUCCACGGCGAGGAAGCGGACCGGCAACGCUAAUUACGCUUAGCGCGCACUGCACUGUCAGCGAUCGACAGACUUCCAUGUGCUGUGGCAGCGGAACCAAAAAUUCAGAAUACGGUUUGGAUGCACAUAGCACUUGUGUGGGCUAUUGACCAAAUAACUGCUAGCUACCCCAGUACCUUUCAGCCCACAACGGAAAUCACGGCCCAGAACUCGCUGCUCGUUCUCUUAAUUUUGAGCUUAGUUUGGCA